Molecule: messenger RNA, 390 nt
Organism: Menidia menidia (Atlantic silverside)
Lineage: Eukaryota; Metazoa; Chordata; Actinopteri; Atheriniformes; Atherinopsidae
Source: the annotation of a GenBank genome assembly
AUGACGAGGCCUAACUACACGAGUUCGACCCCACAGAGCUCUGGAAAUGGACCAGAUGGAGCCCACCCGCCGAUCACACGCUCACCAAUGGCUCAGGAGAGAGGAUUUAUGUCCAACGUACAGAGGAACCAGUCGGGCUCCCAGUUUGCCUCUCCACAGUCUGGGACUCCCAUGUCCCCACACCCAUCCCCCGGUGGCCCAUUAUAUCCUGGAAUGGGUCCUUACUCCCAGAGCGCCGCCACAGGUUCUUAUGGACCACAGGGAUCCCAGUACGGACACCAAGAAUUUGUGGAGGGUCUCACCGCGGGCAUUAAAAAACAAUGGGACUCUCUGAAUAUUCAUGAGACACCUGAACCCUGGAUGGACCUCCUGGCCCUCCUCAUGAUAUGA